Molecule: messenger RNA, 1710 nt
Organism: Acanthamoeba castellanii str. Neff
Lineage: Eukaryota; Discosea; Longamoebia; Acanthamoebidae
Exons: 11
Coding region: 1-1710 (569 amino acids)
Molecular function (GO): protein phosphatase binding; protein phosphatase regulator activity
Source: RefSeq, a predicted model, not a curated record
AUGAAGGAUGUGGCGGUCGAGGACAUCUUUACACUCGAUCCGGAAGAAGUGUUGUGGGAAGCCAAACACAAGAAGAGCCUCAACCUCAUACACUUCUUCAACCAACCGUCGGCGAUGGAGACGCUUUUGGCCAGCCUCCAAAACGACAACAAACCGUUCGUGCUGUGCGAGAUGCUCGAGCGGAAACGAACUAGCGAGAGCCCAGAGGAGCGGGAAGCAAUCGACUGCAAGAUCAAAGCUGCUCACAUCAGCGGGGAGCUUCUUGUGACCGAGGCGCAGCAAGGAGGUAUCUUCAACGAAGAGAACGUGAUCGACUACCUGCUCACCCAGGACUCCUGCCAUUUUGUGGAUUGCAUCAUCAACCGACUGCACCAGGAUGGGAUGCUGUGCUUCCUUCGAUCCUUCGUUUGGCUGUUGAGCCCAUACUCGGCCAAGUCCAAGGAAGAACCCACAGAGCCACGGAUCAUGGCAGCUGACACCUUCCACCAGGUGUGGGCGCACUCUAUCCAGCUGCUGACCGAGUUGACGCUCAUUUCGCUGCGGCACCUUACCGGCAACCUCCGACCCUUGAAAGCAGUAGAGGAAGUCAUCGCGUCACCCUGGCUCAGGCAAUUCUUCACGCUGACCUUCUCGCUUUCGGGCGACGAUGACUAUAUCCCGGGGAUCUUCCUGAUGACCAAGCUGCUAAAGCACGAGGCGGUCAAACUCAAGGCGAGGCGAGGAACCAACAAUUCAACAACAGCGGGCUCUGCCGAUGGCGAUCAACGACGAGAGUUGGACGUCGUUCCGUCUCCUCUUGCGCGACAUACCGCCGCACACAUCGACCACAUUGCCGACAUUCUUCGCGGUCCAGCUGAUCUGUUCUUCGGCUUUGUGUGUAACAAUAUCGCCCAGAACAUCAUCCGAUCGACCAUUGUGACUCUCUUUAGUACAACUGGCCCCGUGCAGGUCAAACUGAUGGUACUGCAAGAUGCUGGAUUACUCAAGAGGAUCGUGGAAGCGAACGCGGGUAACGAGGAAGAUAUCCGAAAGAAUGCUGGACGGAGAGGGUACAUGGGCGCCAUCACGCAAAUCGCUUCGGCGCUCGUUAACUGUGCGACCAACGAAGAGGACGUGCGGCUUGCCAUGCAAAACAACCACGAAUGGAACGCCUACGUCAUGGGUACCCUGGCUGCUACUUGCGAGCUGCAAGAGUCCAUCAACGAGUGCUACCAACCGCCUGAAAAGAACCCAGCGAGCUCGAUCGCUUCGCGCGGCCUGAUGAAGGCUGCUCGACUAGCGGACAAUGCAACGGCCGUCAAUGGGAUGUCCAGGAAACCAAUCAUCACCAGCGCCGCGGCCGCCAAGCCGAGCGCCGCACCAACGGCGCGUGCUUCGUCGGCCAUCGCCGAGGCGAUCAGGAAGGCGCGGGAGGAGAAGCGAGCCACCGCCCGAGCCGCCGGCGGCAGAGCCAAGCACGGCUUUCGCAGGGGCAGCAAGGACCGGUCAUCAUCCUUCCCCGAGGUGGAGCUCUUCAUUCCGGCCAGCAUGGCGUCGACCAGCGCCGCCGACAAUAUUACUGGCCCGGGUGGUGAGGCUGAGCAAGCCAGCAACGGUCAUUGCCAGGAGGACAAUGUCGCUGUAGAAGGAGAAGCCAACGGUACCGGUUCGCAGGACGAGAAGGAGAACGCCAGGGACCAUCAGUGCCUUAACGGUCAGAACUCGGUCUGA